This is a messenger RNA of Mya arenaria, 2906 nucleotides long. Its product is annotated as phenylalanine--tRNA ligase beta subunit-like. Gene Ontology annotation, molecular function: RNA binding; phenylalanine-tRNA ligase activity; magnesium ion binding. The transcript is spliced from 18 exons. The record is from RefSeq and is a predicted model, not a curated record. Lineage: Eukaryota; Metazoa; Mollusca; Bivalvia; Myida; Myidae. Gene Ontology annotation, cellular component: cytoplasm; phenylalanine-tRNA ligase complex. Gene Ontology annotation, biological process: phenylalanyl-tRNA aminoacylation. Bases 114 to 1853 code for a protein of 579 amino acids.
ACCCGGAAGUUGACACAGACGUGUGCCGGUUUCAUCAUAUUUGUCACAUUUUUAACAAAUUGCACUAAAUACCCGUUUUCUUUACAAUAGUUUAACUCGUUCCCCUUAUCAGAAUGCCGACUGUUGCAGUAAACACGUCCGAACUAUUUCAAGUUUUGGGAAAAACUUACACAUUUGAGGAGUUUGACGACCUGUGUUUUGAUUUCGGCUUGGAGGCUGAAGUUGCAGAGGAAGAGGAAGGUCAAGGUGAACCAACUGAAGAACAGUUCAAGAUUGAUAUUCCUGCAAACAGAUAUGACCUGCUUUGUAUUGAAGGGAUUGGGAGAGGAUUGCUUGUGUUCUUGGAAAAGAUGAAAGCACCCAGGUACAAAGCUAUUCCCCCAGCCUCAGGAGCUCGUCAGCAGCUUAAAAUACUGCCAGCUACUGCCCAGGUCCGACCAUUUGCUGUUGCAGCUGUGUUGAGGAACAUAAAAUUCACUGAGGAUCGGUACAAAAGUUUCAUUGAUCUGCAAGACAAGCUACAUCAAAAUAUAUGCAGGCGCAGAACUCUAGUCGCCAUCGGGACCCAUGACCUUGACACGAUACAGGGGCCAUUUGUCUAUGAUGCUAAACAACCGAAAGACAUCAAGUUCAAACCCCUUGGUCAGACGAAGGAAUACACUGCUCCCGAACUUAUGGAACUAUAUGCAGGGGACAGUCACCUGAAGCCAUACCUUCCCAUCAUCCAAGACAAACCAGUCUACCCAGUCAUCUACGACUCAAAAGGCGUUGUGCUGUCCAUGCCUCCUAUUAUAAAUGGAGAGCACACGAAGAUCACUCUGAAUACCAAGAACGUGUUCAUCGAAUGUACAGCCACAGACCUGACCAAGGCAAAAAUCGUGCUGGAUACCGUUGUCACAAUGUUCAGCCAGUAUUGUGCUGAACCUUUUGUGGUAGAACAAGCAGAAGUUAUUCAGCCAGAUGGUACCUCUGUCAUUCACCCUGAGCUGCCUUAUAGAUUUGAUACUGUAGAUGUAGAAGAUAUAAAUAAGAAGAUCGGAAUAAAUAUAACGGGUGAAGAGAUGGCCAGACUGUUGAGCAAGAUGUGCAUGGAGUCAGAGGCAAUAAAUGGCGGGAAAAACGUCAAGGUGGAAAUUCCCCCAACACGGAGAGAUGUCCUUCACAACUGUGAUAUCUGGGAGGAUGUGGCCAUAGCAUACGGAUUCAACAACCUCAAAUGGACAAUACCUAACACCAACACUAUUGCUAAUCAGUUCCCAAUAAACAAGCUGACCGACCUGAUGCGGGGGGAAAUCUGUGCAGCAGGCUUCACCGAGGUUCUCACUUUCGCAUUGUGUUCAAGAGAUGACAUCGCAGACAAGUUGAGGAAGGACAUCAAGCAGACACAGGCUGUCCACAUCUCAAACCCUAAAACCCUCUCCUUCCAGGUUGCCAGAACCAGCCUAUUGCCGGGUGUAUUGAGAACCCUCUUCCACAACAAGAGCCUGCCCUUGCCCCUCAAACUGUUCGAAAUCUCAGAUGUUGUCUUCAAAGAUAGCUCUAAGGAUGUGGGAGCCCGCAAUGAGCGACACCUAGUGGCUGUGAACUACAACAAGUCCGGCGGAUUUGAGAUCAUCCACGGGUUACUGGAUCGAAUCAUGCAGCUCCUGCAAGUAGCACCCGCCACUGACGGCACAGGGUACUGCAUUCAGGCCGCUGAAGACUCGACAUACUUCCCUGGGCGUUGUGCAGACAUCUUAGUAAAGGGGUCGAGUAUCGGCAAACUGGGCGUCCUUCAUCCUGACGUUGUAACAGCUUUUGACCUCAACCUGCCUUGUGCUGCGCUGGAAAUAAACUUAGAGGCACUCCAAUGAUGAUAGGGGACUAUUUAUGACAUUUAGUGAUUAUUUUUUAUUGAAAAUUUAAGAUGAAGACAUAUUUAAGAUGAAGACAUUGUAUCCACCUGUUUCUGAUUAAGUUUUGUAUUCAUGUUAAAAUACCAGGAAUGUGUCUCAGCUCUAGAGAAAUGGGGUCAGGGCCUUUCCAAAGGGGAACUAUGCCAAGAUUAAGGGAAUUUCGAAUAAUAAUAAAGUCAAACAGUUCUUAUUCUUAAAUAAAAUUAAGUGAAAGUAAAUUGUUGUGUCAUAUUGGCAACCACAUUUUCUUUUAUGAUAAAAGGAUCCUAGUGGCAUCAAAUUGCAGAUGAAAAAUGCAUAUAUCUUGGUUAUACUUUGUCUGAUUUGAUAAAAAAAACACCAUCUUCCUGUUUUGACAUAAAAUUGGUGAAAAUAUAUGUACUUUCAGAGUCAGGUUAUAACCUUCUUGAUUAAUCUGAUGCUUGCUUCUUUACAUUACCCUAAUUGUAAUACCUGCAAACUUUUCUUUAGAGAAUUAACCACAUUGGUUGGCUAUUAAAUGUUUUAAAAGCUUAUUUUCUCAUUCAAAAAUGACAAGAUUUGAUAGUUGCAAGUGGAAGUUUACUUGUGUGUGAUUGUCUGCCUGUUUCAUAAUUAUAAUGUUACAAACUGCAUUCAAUAAUAAGCUACCCAUAUACAAUUGUUUAUGCAUUAUUGUUGUCUUGUGAGUGAUGUGAAUGAAUUUAAUUUUGUAGACAUUGAAAAUUUAAAUUGAUAGAUUUUUAUUCAAAAUUUGGCUUUUUUGAAGGCAGUUCCAACUUCCUUUAUAAUUUCAAUCAUGAUUUGAUUCACAUAUAUAUGCCCACUUACUAUAUUGGAUGUUCAACUGUUAAUUACAGAGUUUCUUUGUUUAUGGUUGUACCUUGAUAAUAAUGAUUAUUGCCGUUAUCCAUUCAUGCACUGGUAUAUCAUAUGUAUUCACUGGUGACUGACUGUAUAGACAUUUUAUAUUUAUUUAUUAUCGUGAUUCUGCUGUCGACUUCUUUCUCAGAAAAUAAAUUUUAAAACCUC